This is a messenger RNA of Didymodactylos carnosus, 522 nucleotides long. The record is from the annotation of a GenBank genome assembly. Lineage: Eukaryota; Metazoa; Rotifera; Eurotatoria; Philodinida; Philodinidae.
AUGUUGUUCGAAGAAAUCGAUACAGAAGAAAGCACUAGCUCACUAAGUGAAGUGAGCUCUUUGGAUGAUGAUUUGGAUGGCAUGCAUCUGGAAUCUGGAAGUUCCGUGGAAGAAAUGUCUGAUGACGAGAUGGAUUCAAGCAGCUGGAAUGAAAUAAAAUCAGAAUCAUAUGCAGAAUUUAUGGAAAACCGUGGACUCGUCGAAGAAGUAGCUUCUCUUACGGAAGAUAAUACAAUCGAUCUCAUUGACUGCUAUCGGCAUUUCAUCACGGACGAAAUUAUCGAUCUUAUGUCAGUGAUAGCUGAAACAGACAGACGCAAACAAGCACCUGCACAAAAAGAAAUCGACAAAUCACUAUUAUAUGCUAUGUUUGAACAUGAAUCGGUGCAAGAAGAAAUAGACAACCGAAUAAUAGACGAAAUUCAGUGUUUUAUACCAGAACUGGCAAGAAAACAUACAAAAUUACUGAAGCAAAUAGAUGAUUAUGUAGUAGAGGUGCCAGAACCACCUGAGCACUUUUAG